This is a messenger RNA of Camellia sinensis, 732 nucleotides long. The record is from RefSeq and is a predicted model, not a curated record. Lineage: Eukaryota; Viridiplantae; Streptophyta; Magnoliopsida; Ericales; Theaceae.
AUGGAUGUGCUCCAGUUCAUGAGGGAAUUUUAUCAGAAUGCAAGUCUUGUUGGGGGGAUUAAUAGCUCUUUUAUAACCCUAAUUCCUAAAGUUCAAAGUCCUUCUUGCUUGAAUGAGUAUAGGCCUAUCAGUCUGAUUGGCUCCUUGUAUAAAUUACUAGCAAAAGUUCUUGCUAAUAGAAUGAAACAAGUGAUGCCUAAGAUUAUUAGUGAGGUUCAGUCAGCAUUUUUCGGAGGUAGGAAUAUCUUGGACGGUGUUCUAAUAGCGAAUGAGAUAGUUGAUGGGUGGCGAAAAUCUAAUAGAAAAGGCUUGGGCCUCAACAUUUUGCUGAGUAGAGCCAAGGAGUUGGACAUCAUAAAAGGGGCAGAUGUGGGUUCAAAUGGGUUAAGAGUAACGCAUUUACAAUUCGCGGACGACACAAUUUUGUUCUGUGAAGCUAAUAGGAGAGAGGUGAGCAACAUUAAAAGCAUCUUAAGAUGCUUUGAGAUUGCCUCAGGUUUGAAAAUUAACUACCAUAAGAGCAUUAUUUGUGGUAUUGGGGUGGAUGAUGGGUUGGUGCUUGAGUUUGCUGCUAGCCUUAAUUGCUUGUAUCAAAAACUGCCUAUUCAAUAUUUGGGUUUCCAUUGGGGGCUAAUCCAAGUAGGAGAAGCACUUGGAAACCCGUUCUUGAUAAGUUUAAACAGAAAUUGGCCUCCUGGAAGAGAAGGCUUCUAUCGUUUGCUGGGCAUCUAA